Messenger RNA from Drosophila rhopaloa, 828 nucleotides. RefSeq lists its product as uncharacterized. The transcript is spliced from 2 exons. Bases 1 to 828 code for a protein of 275 amino acids. NCBI's taxonomy places the organism in Eukaryota, Metazoa, Arthropoda, Insecta, Diptera, Drosophilidae. The record is from RefSeq and is a predicted model, not a curated record.
AUGAAGUUACUUUAUGUUAUCGUCUAUAUCUUAUACGUAACAAGCCCAACUUAUGGCCAAUUGCGAAGUGAGCAGCCUUUGGCAGUGCUGCAAGCCAGUAGAGAUGAUCCAAAAACUCCACUGAUUGUGCUUUCAAAUCCCAUUGCUAAGACAACAUUUGCAGAUUCAAUCAAAUCAGAACAGGAUAUUGAAACCACUUUGGUACCAGAUGCAGCAACAACUGUUCCUCCAGUAACGGAUGCAACGCACUCUACAGGAAAGCCAACUAAGAAAACUCGUCCUCCACAGAAGCAGAAACAAGAUUUAAGUCAUGGACAAAAACAUAAGCUUCCACUGCAGGACUUUUUGCUUAUGCCGGGAAUGUGGGAGAGUUCCCCAAUAACCGUUCCUCAUGGACCGAUGGAGGCAGUGGCUCCUCAACCGGUUUUCUAUCCCGUGCCAGUCUACAUCCCGUAUCCCAUUCCCUUCCAAUUGAUGCAUCCGAUGGGCAGACCGUCCAAGGAACAAGUGGAGGACCAACUCGCAAUGCGUUUCAAUGAGAUGGUGUCUGAAAAUCUUCUUACAAGCUCUUUCCAACUAGACAACGGAUCUGAAUGGCAGAAGAUAACCAAUAAUCGGAUAAGGCCGGCCAACCAAAGUGGCCCAAAAAAGUGGAGGGGUAAAUGGCGCAAAACAACCACAGGUACAACUUCCUCAACAACUAAAGCUCCAGUUACAAGUCCGACAAAGCCACCAAGAUUACUAAUGAAUAGCAGCAGUCAAAGAGAGAGUGAGGUAGAAUCCAUUGAAAACAAUGCGAAUAGUGAAACCACCGAAGCAGCAAGCUAA